GUUCUUUCCAACACUUCCUUCCUCCCCACCCGCAACUAACACCUCUUCUCCCCCUUACCUCUGCCCGAUACCGCCCACCCCACGCCCAUACCCACUACCGCUCAUUCAUAAAAAAAUGAACCCUCUGGCAUCCUGUAUCCCGAAGCGACGACGUCAACCUAUCCUACUGCCAGACGAUUCAGAAGACGACGAGAACGACCGAGACCAACAGCAAUACAAUAACAAUCGCUCAUGCAUGCCCUUGUGGCCUUUUACCCAAUGCCUUGGUCCUCGCCACGGUCGAGUAGCGCUUGGUGAAGAUGACAACACUAGCUCGCGCAUUCUCAAUCAGUACCUCGAUCCAAACACGACCGUUGGCAUUGAGCCCUUAUUAGCACAGCAUGCUAGUGAUUCUAUUGACGAUGACAACGAUCCUACAGGACCUAACGCACUUUUCUCGGCAGCCGAACCUCAUCGGUUUCUGUCCCGGAAUCCGUUUGCCACAGCUUCUACUACCACAGCGUUGGGAGGAGUAGGAGGACGUGACGAUCGUAGGGCUUUGCCAGAGCAACAAACAGAUUAUUUAUAUGAGGACGACGAUGCUCAGUUUUUGUCGGACCACCGGAUAUCGGCGGUUAUUAGUGAUCGUGCCAAGAUAACUGCAGAUGCAAGUAGCAAUUCUAGCAACAAUGCGUACGCUGAACCCGUGUUGAGAACGGAAGAAGAGGAAGAGCGAGAAAAACGAACGAGUCGAACAGUGGAAUACUAUAAUCAAGAACUUAUCGACGUUGCUCCGAAAACAGACAGAAAGCCGACGACAGAGCAGCAAUCUCGGGAGCUCAAAGAUAUGAGCGGUCCAUCAGCAUUGCGAGAGAGAGAGCUUGAUGAUUUCGGUAAUCCGUCGAUGGAAAGAGAACUCAAGGAUUUCGGCGAUAAUGCUCCAUCACCAUCAGCUACUGCAGAACGGGAACUUGCAGAUUUCAGUACCUCAUCACCACAACAGCUACCUGCAAAAGAGCUCAAGAGUUUCAGCAGCAAUGCACUAGCGGAGCAGGAGCUUGCAGAUAUCAAUAAUAGCAGCUCAUCAUCAUCGUUGUUGUCGUCACCGCCACCACCACCGCCAGCAGCAAGGGAACUCCAGGAUUUUAACAGUUCAUCACCAACGCCAUUCAUCGUGGACCGAGAACUCACUAGUUUAGAUAAUAAACGUGUCAACAAUGUAUCCACGAUCGGAACAAUGGCAGUCUCGACAUCAGAACUGGUGAAAGAACUAAAGGAUUUCAAAAGUCCAUUAUCAUAUGAACCAGAGGAAUUCGAUAAAAGUAUCAGUAACAACAAUGUGGCACCUAUUGCAACAACAACAACAGCAAUAACAACAGAAGCAGCAGCAGCAGCAGCAUUAGUACCACCACCGCAUGAAAGUGAAGUACAACAGCAGCAACCCCGAGAAUCGCGUGCACUAACUACAGAAGGACAGGUGGACGCAUUACAAUCCAUGUCGCAGCCACCGUCCCCAAGACCCGAGGCUCAUGAUAUGGCGAUUUCCCAGGAAAUAAAUGACGAGAGGUCUGGAGCUGGUACUUCAGACCGAAGGUCCUCCGUUGCUGUGGUUGCCCAAUCAAUUCUGGGAGAUCGACUAGACGAUUUCACGGAAAAACUCGCAUUUAUCAAGAAAAACAUCAUCAUGAGUCUGGAAGAUGAGGAUGGCUGGGAUGAAGAUCAACAGCAUCAUCACCAACAGCAAUUAUUACAAGGCCAACAGAUACAGCAACAGCAGCCUGCAGAUCAUUCGAAGCGGAGGCCGUCGUACGACCCUCUCAUGUCCAACAGCACAAAAACAACUUCAUCAGCUUCUUUUGAAAAACCACGACAUCAUAAACGAAGCAGUUCAUUUAUGGAGGUCGCCGGCAAGUUCAUGAGCCAAUUGAACCAGGCCGCCAUGGAAAACAGCACCAACCACAAUGGUAACCCAAACGCCGAUAGCCGUAUAUUUUCCCCAUCGUCGUUUUUCGCCACACUUGCCGACCCUGAAGGCGAUAGAAGCGACAAUGACAAUAUCUCCAUUACUGAAGGACAGCAUCGUCAACGAGAGGAUCUGCAUCCCUUUUCGUCUACUGCGCAACGUGAUAACCAGGAGCGACAACAUCACCAUCAUCAUCAACGCACAAUGAAGCCGUCGUGGGCUGAUGAUGUACCUGAAGAGGACGAAGAAGGCGAGCGUAGCAACAACGACGAAGAAGAAGACUUGUUUGACUUUGGCAAGAUGCUUGCGGUUGGCAAAAAUGUGCGCAACAUUGGUGAAGAUAUGGUGGGCAAUGGUCUUCGCAUGUUUAAUGAUAUGGCCAGUCGAGUAAAGAACGCUAACAAACAACCUGUGCCUGGAGAAAAUGACGAUUCUUGGAUGCUGGAUCGGGACGCUUGGAUGUAGGCAGUAAUGGAUUAUACAAUUGAAGAAUGCUCUCCUCACAUAAAACUACAUAUACUUUUAAGCCUCUAUAUAUUAUUAUACCCCGAACCAACCCCCUCCCCACAUCUAAAUAACCACCUUCACUCCUUUUUCUUGUGUAAAAAGAGAAAGACACAACGGC
Molecule: messenger RNA, 2567 nt
Organism: Zychaea mexicana
Lineage: Eukaryota; Fungi; Mucoromycota; Mucoromycetes; Mucorales; Lichtheimiaceae
Exons: 3
Coding region: 116-2407 (763 amino acids)
Source: RefSeq, a predicted model, not a curated record